Messenger RNA from Schistocerca piceifrons (Central American locust), 764 nucleotides. RefSeq names its product phosphatidylinositol N-acetylglucosaminyltransferase subunit P (gene PIG-P). The record is from RefSeq and is a predicted model, not a curated record. The transcript has 4 exons. NCBI's taxonomy places the organism in Eukaryota, Metazoa, Arthropoda, Insecta, Orthoptera, Acrididae. The coding region runs from base 152 to 547 and encodes 131 amino acids.
UAAAGUGAGGGCGCCAGAAGUAAGGAAUCUAAGGGUGUGCAUGACGAAUUUUUUCGAGAGUCUCCUCUCAGUAGUUGAGACAAUUGAAGAAUUCGGGGAAGAAAACAGUUAACGACAUUAACACUGAAGAGCGUGCAUUUGGCCGAGAGCCAUGCCCGAGCACACCCCGGCACCGACACCGGCGCGUGCCGUCUACGGGUUCGUCUUGUACCUGGCAUCCGUCACGUCAGCCGCACUCUUCCUGCUGUGGGCGUACGUGCCGCCGGACGUGGCAUCUUCGCUCGGUCUCAGCUACCUGCCGCAGCGCUACUGGGCCGUCGCCCUGCCGGUGCACCUGUGCGUCGGGCUGGCGCUGUUCGCAUUCUUCUUCUACCCCGGACUGGGUCUGGCGAUGACGCCCGCCCUCUCUGACCCGCAGACUGUCGGGGACGGGCGAGGCCGCGGAACGCGCAACGCCGCACCUGCGCCCGGUGCCGUACCCCCGGUGGGAGACCUACACGUCUCCGAGGUGUGCCGCCACCUGUACCUCGGGGGGCAGAGCGGCUGACAGCCGGGGCGUGGAGCUGGGCCGGAGGUGCCUCGCCGAGUCGCGUCCUGAAGUUUGCCAGGCGAGAGGAGCUUCAACCGCUGGUGUUGUUGUGUGGUGGACUCUUGUGGAGCACGUGUUUAUGUUCAGACAAAAGUGUAAAAUUGUUCUAAAGGCUAUUGAUAAAGGUUGUCUUGUGUGAUAAAUGAAUAAACUAUAUUACAUUUUUUCCUCAAAA